CGUCACUUUCACUUCACCUUUGACCCCUCACCAUCACUCUUCUUUCCCCUCCUUACCCCCUUCCAUCCCUUCAACCCCUCUCUGCUUGUCCCCUAGUCCCCCACCCUUGCAACGGCCGCGGCGACGUCUCGACAGACCUCGGUUCGCAGGCACCGCGCUCUCCCCCUAUCCCCACCCUUUCGACUUCGAGCGACACUACGCAACAAGAAAGCUGAUCUUUGACCUCCAUUUUCUCACACCGACCCUCGCUUCGACGGCAAUCUUACCACAAGUCAAUCUUUUGGACUCUUCGGGGGCGAAGACAGGAAAAGGACCGUGAGGGGAGGCUGGAAAGUGCCGAGGAGAAUAACAUAUCAAGAUGGGCGACAACGAAUCGUAUGGGUCCCGACGUGACCUGGUCAGACGACGGGGUGCAGGUGGCGGCGCAGCAAGCUCCCGAGGGAGCCAAGACACGUCUCGAUCUGGACAAAACAUGUACCAGCCAGGUACGCCGAUCGGAUACCUUGCCGCUCGCGGAACGCCGUACGAGAAAAAGUAUUUCACAAAGAAGCUCGGCUUCUGCUGCCUUUUCCUUGCACCACCAAUCCUUGCAGUCGUCGGUGUCAUUGCCUUGGUCCCUGUUCUGUGGGCCAUCGCGAGGCAUGCGCUGCAUACUGCCCAGCUCCACGUCUACGAAUCCAACAUCACCGCUCCCGGAAAUACCUCAUUUCCCCUCACCAUCGAAGGCCAGGUCAGAAAGACGGGUAUUUUCCCGGCACACCUUUACUUUCGAAAGCCCGUCGAUGUGUACUGGAGGUCUCGCCCAACAGAGGAUGAGCCUCUCGGCACGGAGCUCCACCUAGGCAACUUCAAGCUUGCGCAUAUCGGUGCUGCCGCCGGUCAUGGACGCGUCAAGCAGGCAACCACCUUUCACAUUGCCGACGAAGAAGGCUUUGGAACUUUUGCGCAGUGGCUCGUUUCGGAGGAGGAGUUCACCUGGCAGGUUCGAUGUCCGGAGGUGCACGCAGAGGGCUUCAGCUUCUUCCCUGUCUACAAGCAACUGGAAUUCGUAAAGGACGUCAUCAUCAAGGGUAUCAACAACUUCGAAGACAUUCACAUCAUUGACCUUCAAUUGCCUGGUGAUGACCCUGCUGGCGGCAUCACAGCGGUUGCUACGGCAACACUUGUCAAUCCCUCUCCUUUCGGAGUUGCCGUCGGUACGCUCAACCUUGCACUGUACUACAAGGGUCUCUAUCUUGGUCCUGUCUCGGUUCAUGGGCUAAAUUUGACUGCCGGUAUCAACACGGCCACACUCCGAGGUCGAGUCGUCCCUUAUGCAGACAAUGCAACGGCGCUCAAUAUUCUGGGAGAGCUCUUUACCAAUUACAUCAACAGCGUAUCGUCGCCCGUCCAGGCCAUUGGAGUGUCGACGCAGCUUGCCAACGGCGAGACUGUGUCGUGGCUCCAGAAGGGUAUUACGUCGCUGGUGGCGCAAAUUCCCUUCGUGCCGCCGAGCCCCAUCAACCCAAUCAAAGGCAUCACCAUCGACUAUAUUUCGCUCGUGUAUAAGGAAGAGCUACCGUACAACCCUGACGUUUUUUCAAACGCCCUCGUAGGCUCUUUUGGCUUGCCUUUUGGCUUUUCUCUCAACAUCACCAGCCUCGCCGCGCAGCUCAACAUCUAUUACCAAGGUGCACCCGUCGGUACAGUUUACGGUCCAUACUCGAAUUCGUCGACCAAUAUUGCUGUUCUUUCGUCGGGUGAGACGUCGGGCACUAUCGAUUUAACGCUGGCGCCCUCGCAGCUCGUGCUGCCCAACACCACCGUCGAAGCCAGGAAGCAACUCAUCGAGUUCCAAAAUGCUUUCACCUAUGCCGCCACUGCUGGGUUCACUUCCGAUGGUCUCGCAAAGGCGGUGAGCGACACGCCCGUGGGAAGAAUUCUUCUCAAUGGCAUCAAGUUCGACGUCGGUACAGGCCUUGCCGGCCUGAACGGCCUGACCACAUACCCGACGAUCAUCAAUAGCGUCGAUGUCACUGGUGGGGCACCCGAUGCCGUCGCCCUCACCGUCGGGCUUACUGCCAUCAACCCUUCCAACAUCAAUAUUUCGGCAGGUGACGCCACCUUCAACCUUGUCAAUGGUGUGAUCCUCGGCAACGCCACCCUUCCCGCCUUGAACUUGAAAAUUGGUCGGAACGACAUCAAUUCGACGGCCUUCUUCGAUCCCAAUCGCGACCCACGGGGCUUGGAGACACUUAAUCGUUUCAUCUCGGGCCUCGACACCAAUGUCAACAUCACUGGUAGCCUACAGUCGAGCAAAGUCGAGUCGCUCGCUCCUACACUUGCCGGCAUCCGCUUGAACGCUACGCUCCCCGGUCUUAAGCAGAACCUAGCUCGAUCGGCCAACUUGACAGUGCUCGACACAACGGGACUGGUCAAUGACUUUGCCGACUCUCACGUCUCCCUGCUAAAUCCAUUCAGCUCCGAGCUUACGAUCACGCAUAUUCGCGCAAACGCCUCAUCGCACGGUAUCUACAUUGCUCACAUCGAUACGCCGCUCAAUUUCCCUGCACCCGGGAAGCAGGUGACGACGUCUCCUGUUGUGCCCUUGUCGCUUAACCUCUACCCUCCGGACCUUUUCAGUCUCCUCAGAGCGUUGGUCAUUCAAUCGGGCCAAAAUCCGGCAUACCUCGACGGUCUUGUCCAGCUCGCAGGUUUCACGCUGAACCCAAGUACCGAUGCCAACAGCGGUACUUCGCACAUGAGGAAGCGGGAGGAAACCGACGAUUCCUUCAUUUUGGAAGACGACAAUGAGAUGGCUCAGAUGCUCAUGGGCACCGGGUCCAAUCCUGGAGCGCUUCUAGAGUACGACGAUCUCGUUGAAGGCGAACAAGAGGACGAGGAUGAGGCAGUGAGCGAUGGUGUGGCGAAGGCUGGUCGCAGGAUGAGCUACGGAGGACUCGAAAAGCGUGACAACCUGUACACUGGUUUCGACAUUGUUGACUAUGUGGGCAGGGCUUUCACGGUUGCGACGGCCAACCUCGAAAUUGUCGGUGAUGCGAUCAUUGGCGAGUACGGCACCACCUUGACGUUCUCGCAGAAUGACGUGCCCCUCGGCACCGAUGACACUCUCUUCAAGCUCCUUCCCAUUCUCGCUUUGCCAAUCGUCCAGCGCGUUGUUGACAGCGCCGUUCUCAACGUUGACCGUGUCACAAUCACGGAUGCCAGACCAACGAGCUUUACGGCGGCCCUGCAGGGUGCCUUGACCAAUGCAGGACCCUUUGACGGAGUCGUCGAAUUCCCCGAUGGUCUCACGAUUUACUACAAUGGUCAAGCCCUCACAACGGCUGCAUUCCCGAACGUGUCGCUCGUCGGUGACCUCGGAUCAUCGCUCAACGUCAUUGUCGAAGGUCAGAUCCCCGAUGUGAACUUCUUCACCAGCUUCCUCCAGGAUGCGAUCCGCAAUCCUUCGUUCAUCUGGAACAUUCGAGGCGAAAACAUUCGCGUCAGCGCGCUGGGCAUUGUCGUACCCAACGUCACGAUCAACAAAAAUGUUCAGCUCACUGGUCUUAACGGUCUUCAGGGCCAGGUUAUUAUCAACUCUUUCGAUGUGCCAUCGAAUGAUCCCGCGGGAGGCUUGCAUCUCACGGCAAUCAGCACGAUUAACAACCCCGCGCAAGUGGGCGUGGCGCUCACGGCAUUUGGAACCAUGAUCAUGGCCAACCAGUCGACGAUCGGUCCGGCAGGCUCGGAUGGUGCCUUUACGCUUCAGGCCCUUGCUGUGACGCAGGUUCCUCUUGUCGGUCGCAUUCAACCGCAGACGACGGAUCAGGACCUCUCUACUUUGGGCAAUGUGUUGACAAACUUCGUCCACAACCAGAACACGCCACUGCGCGUCAUGGGCAUGUACGCGGGACCAUCGGACGUAGUUUGGUUGAACGAAGGCAUCAAAGCCCUGGACGUCGAGGUGAUGCUGCCUGCGCAGGAUUUCCAAGUCAUCCGUUUGGUGUCGAUCAACCAAUUGUCGCUCUUCUUCACGAUUCCGACUGCGUACGCACCCAUGUCCGACACGUCCAACACGACAGCGAACUUCUUCCUGCCAUUCUCGCUGCCCGUUGCGAUCGACACCGUCGCUGGUCCUUUCAUUGCACGCUACAACGACAAUGAUAUGGCUGUCCUCAACAUUCCAACUUCGCCAACGAUGACGGACGUAGAGGCUCGUGUGCUGACGCUGAUGUUCAACAACGUUCCUUUCUCCGUCUACAAUGGCCAGCAGCAGACGUUCUCACAGUUCGUCGCCGAUGUAACAAAGGGCGAGCAGGUCACCUUCAACCUCCACGGUUCCGCUACGGGUCUCGCUGACACGGCCGCCGGCAAGGUGACGAUCAGUGAUAUCCCAUUCGACCUCAACACCAACAUUCUCGGUCUGCAGAACCUCAACAGUGUUCCCGCUCAGGUGUCAGAUCUGGACGUCGUACAUGGAUACCCCACCUAUCUCAUGAUCACCGUCAUGACACAGCUCGUCAACCCAUCAGACAUUACUAUUGGCGCGGGCGACAUUCAAUUUGCGGCUCUGUUCCAGGAUCAUGUCAUCGGCGCGGCCCUUAUCAAGAACGUCCUCCUCGUCCCAGGCGUCAACAACAUUCCUACGCAGAUCAACUACAUGCCCGUGGGCGCUGAUAACGUGCGGUCGGGCCAGACACUCUUGGAGAACUACGUUCAGAACAUUACAUCGGAUGCGGUCGUCCAGGGCACCACCCAAACGACUCCCAUUCCCUCAUUGAUCCAAGGUCUUAGCGGCAUCCAGCUGACGGCGGCUAUUCCGCCGCUGUUGAAACUCGUCGUUAUUCAAGCUGCCCUCGAGGUGCCGACCAACAUUGCACAGACGAGCAUUGCCAUGGCCUCGGUGAUGAUUGCCAACCCCUUCACCGCGUCGAUCAACAUCAUCAACCUCCAGGCACAGGCUGUGUACCAGGGAAUCACUAUCGGCCGCAUCAACCAGAACCUCGGGGCAGAGAACAACAUCAUCAGCGCGCCGGGCAAAGUGACGACGCAGUCGCAGCAGAUCCCUAUCACCAUCGACACGAACCCGAAGACGCUGAUUCGCUUUAUUGAGGCUGCGGCAGCCACCGCUGGCGUCAGCCUAGGACCUCUGCCACCUUUCUUCCAGCAAGUUCUCGAUCUGCCCGACACAACGACGACGAUCGUGCCUACACCGGACCCUCAACCGGCGACGGCGAGGGGAUCUGUUUGCUACUCUGGUCGCGCAUUCGACACCCUCGGUGCCGUUCUCGAGCUGCUCAAACCUCUGACUGCCACUAUUCCGAUCCAAUCGACGGUCAAGAUUGAUGAUUAUCAGACGGAUCUUAACUUCGUUCAGUCUCCCGUGCCCGUCGCCACGGAUGACACAGCUCUCUACCUCAUCGGCCCGGCUGGUGCUCCACUGAUCCAGCUCGUCGUCAACGAAGCUACUCUCCUCGUCACGCAGGCGAACGCGACGGCCAUCACAAGUCAAGGCUUCGCUGCCGCCCUCGCAGGCUCUCUCCUGACAAAUGCGCCCGCCGACGCUUAUAUCGAGUUCACUGAGCCUGUCCAAAUCGACUUCAUGGGCACGACGAUUGCCGAGAUCUCUUUGCCACCCCUUUGCUCGCAGGUUCCGGAUGGUAUCCCCAACCUGAAUACCAACGGCCAGCUGACCAUCUUGAACAAUGACGCCUUCACCAACUUUGCCUAUUACAUUCUGACGGAACCUAAUUUCCAGUGGUUCCUGCACAGCAACAAGGUUCGUGUCCGCGCCCUCAACAUCGUCUUUGACGAUGUCAUCCUGGAAAAGACGAUCACACUCGACGCUUUCGACGGCCUAAAGGGCAUCGUCAUCUCCAUGUUCAAUGCACCCAGCGACGGUCCGGGCAACCGCAUUAAUCUUGUGGCACAAGCUCCCAUCUAUUCGCCUGCGUCUCUGGGAGUCGAAUUGGGCACUGCGACGUUCGACGUCUUGUUCCAGGGAAGCUAUCUCGGUCAAAUUUCGUCGAUCGAUCUCUUCCUCGCAUCCAAGGCCACGACGCUGUCCAAUCUCCAGGGCUUCUUGAGCGACCAGCACGGGAACGACGCCGCCUUGGCGAAUCUCGGUAUUCUCUUCUCGCAGUUCCUCGCGGGUCAAAAUUCGACCUUGACCGUCAGGGGUUUCAGUGUUAUAACGCCUGCCAGCGGUGGACAGCCUGUCAGGUGGCUUACUGAUGCCUUCAAGCGCUUCGAAACCAACGUCAUCCUGCCCGGUCACAUCUACCAGAUCAUCUAUUCGAUCACGUUGUCGGACCUGACGGCGAAGGUUCUCAACCCUGCUGACUCGUACACUAUUGUUGGCAGUAACAAUCAGACAUUGGCCAUGUUCGCAAACCCAUUCGGCUUUGGUCUCACGCCCCUCGAGGCCGGCCCGAUGAUCACGCUCACGUACGGCGGCGUUGAUGCUGCCAACAUCAAUUUGCCCUUGGCACCCGUCAAGGCCGGCACGUCGCGCGGACCGACGGAUAUGCAGCCUCUGGAGCUCAGUUUCAUGAACCAGAACAUCGUCGCGGCCGACCACGGCGCCUUCUCAUCGUUCCUGGCUAAGCUGGCCGACACAGAUAGUGCAACGUUUGGACUGAAGGGAACUACAAGCGUCGUCGCGGGUCUGGUCAUUGGUAACCCGACGAUCACAGGCAUUCCUUUCAAUGUCACGUCAUCGCUCCGGGGUAUCAACAGUUUCAACCAUGUGGCUGGCGUGUCCAACGUCAGCGUCGACAGUGGCACUCCCGACUAUAUCGGCAUCGACCUUACCGCCACGCUUGAGAACCCUAGCAACCUCACAUUGUUCACCAAUCAGCUCUCGCUGCCCGUCCGCUACACGAGCAGCACGACGAAGACGCCUGUCAUCAUUGGCCGAGCGACGAUCCCCGACAUCGGCCUAAUCCCCGGCACGAACAACGUACACUCAUUGUUCGAAUUCAUGCAGCAAAACAACAAUUCGGAUCAGCAGGCUGUGCUUACCGACUAUCUCCAGUCGACCGAUCUCAUGACCCAAGGCAUGGGCAAUUCGAUUCCGCUCCUGAUUACCGGUCUGCCAAACGCCAACCCGCCCCUGAGUCCGUACGAAUCGCUGGAGCCAGCGCUCGAAGGCGUUACAGCGGCAGCCACGCUUCAAGGUAUCGGUACUAGGAUCGCGGUUGAGAUCCGUGCUUACAUUUCGCUGGAAACCCUGCUGGAAGGUCUUGCACUGCAACCGACGCACAUUUACGCUUAUCUCGAUGCCAAGAAUGACUUGCCAGUCGACAUCACCCUAAAUCACAUCUCCACCACGGUUACGAGCUAUGAAAAACCGCAGGAUGGUCCCUACGCGAUGUUCGACUUUGACUUCACAGGUGCCAGCGCAUUCACCCUCCCAGCGGCCAUUUCGACGGGCAAUCCGUCGAAAAACUCUGUGACAUCACCCAAGGUCACGAACAUUCUCCUCACCAAGGGUCUUGUCGGCUCGCUUCCUCUUAUUGGAGACCAUCUCAACAUCGCCAAUGUGAUUCAGGCCACCAUUGAUGGUCAGUACUUCGUCCCUGGCCUCAAGUACGAGCAGCACAACAUCGAGACAAAGUACCUUAUCGGUUUUGGUGGCGAUUCGGGAAUCGAGAUCAACUCUCUCGGUGCUCUCAAUCAGAUUCUCGAGGUCCUUCUCGGUAACGCUUCGUUGGCGACUCUUCAGACAGUCAUUGGUGACUUGAGCAAUUUGCCGGGCAACGUCGUUGGUGGCAUCCUCAGCCAGAUUCCCGGUGGUGUCGGCUCGCAACUCUGCGGCGCAGCCACCGGCCUGCCCAUCGUCGGAGGUGUUCUGAGCGGCCUGGGAUGCCCGACGUCGACGUCGGCCAGUGUUGUUGCUACACCGAAUGUGGUGCCAAAUGUGGCGCCAGCGGCGGUAACGACGGUCAUUGGUGGCGUGACAAAUGUCAUUGCGAAUGGCAUCACUUCUAUUCUUGGAGCCGGCUCGACCACACCAGCGGUGGCGGCAAGCACGCCAGCCGCAGCGACACCUACAGCAACAACUCCAACAUCAACAGGCAUUCUGGGCAGCCUUCCGAGUAUCUUGCGGAGGAUCGAAGAACGCCUCGAGGCCGAGAAUUCCGAAAAGGAUCUUCGAAGCUUCCACGAAGAGCAGAAGCGCAAGUACGACUUGGGCCGCGACCUCUGAUAUCCCCGCUUUUCUGUUUGCUUCGCUCUCUCGUCCACCGCUUCUUCCCUUUGCUAUACCCUCCUCCAUCCUUCAUUUCCGUCGAUCCCUUCUCAGAAGCGGUUCUUCACUCUCUCUCUGUUGUUCAAGUACCCUUUUCGUGUUAAACCUCCCAACCCCGCACACACUCCUUUGUCGUUUCUUUAGUUUGCCUCUUUGGCCGAUGCUUCCCGCUGCUACCACUUCACUCCCUUCUCCUUGCCGUGCCGCGCAGAUGCCAGAGAUAAAAAGCAAUUCAACCAAAGCAUUCCCUGC
Messenger RNA from Acaromyces ingoldii, 8485 nucleotides. RefSeq lists its product as hypothetical. The record is from RefSeq and is a predicted model, not a curated record. NCBI's taxonomy places the organism in Eukaryota, Fungi, Basidiomycota, Exobasidiomycetes, Exobasidiales, Cryptobasidiaceae. Bases 359 to 8191 code for a protein of 2610 amino acids. Gene Ontology annotation, cellular component: fungal-type vacuole membrane. The transcript is spliced from 7 exons.